Molecule: messenger RNA, 2918 nt
Organism: Arabidopsis lyrata subsp. lyrata
Lineage: Eukaryota; Viridiplantae; Streptophyta; Magnoliopsida; Brassicales; Brassicaceae
Exons: 6
Coding region: 1-2325 (774 amino acids)
Molecular function (GO): catalytic activity
Source: RefSeq, a predicted model, not a curated record
AUGAGGAAGCCUUCUAAACCUGAUAUCUUGUUCUUCGUAGAAACAAAAAACGGCUUUAGCUAUGUGAAUACCUUAGCUGCAGAUCUUGGUUAUCCUCAUAGCUAUAUUAUCCCUUCAGAUGGCCUAAGUGGAGGAAUGGCUAUUUUUUGGAAUGACAAUAUAGAUAUUGAGUUUUUGGAUCCUCCUACACUAAACUACACGGAUAUGUAUGUAUCUACUUCGGGUCAUCCUACUUUUUGCCUCACCUAUGUCUAUAGUGAUCCUGAUCAGCGGCAUAGAAAUGCUAUGUGGGAGAGAAUGAAGGUAUGGGCUGAGACAGGUAUGUAUCGCAACAAGCCUCGAUUAGUUCUUGGAGAUUUCAACGACAUUAAAAGCAAUGGAGAAAAGCUGGGAGGUCCUUUAAGGUCUGAAGCCUCUUUCAAAACUUUUAGAAAAAUGCUCAACUCCUCUGGUCUCCAUGAUUUAAAAACAUUGGGAGCAAGAUUUACAUGGUAUGGACAGAGACACACACAUACAAUCCAAUCACGAAUUGAUAGAGCUGUCGCCUCAGUGGAAUGGUUUGAUGCUUUCCCUAGAGCUUAUGUAAAAUUAUUGGAUUGGAUUGGCUCUGAUCAUAGACCACUGUUAGUUGAUAUGGGAGAUAAAAAGAAGCAAGGAUGUGCAUUAUUCAGAUAUGAUAAUAGAUGGAGGUUCAGUAAGGAGUUAAAAGAGGAGUUGGAAAAAACCUGGCUAGCUAAUUGUCAAGAUCUUCCAGGUGACCAAUUUCAUGAAGCAUUAAGGCGAUGCAGAGUUUGUAUGUCUCAUUGGAAGUCUCACAAUAUUCACAACUCUACAAAACGAAUUCAGGCCCUAAAGCAAAGAAUCCACCAAGUGUAUAAUUCUUCUCCCAUCGACUUUAACCUUAUUAAAGCUUUGAAAUCGGAGUUAACAUUUGAAUACAGGAUGGAGGAGGAAUACUGGAGAACAAAGAGCCGAAUCCAAUGCCUCAUUGCUGGAGAUAGAAACACAAGAUUUUUCCAUGAGAAAACAAAGCAGAGAAGAGGCUAUAAUAGAAUCACAUCAAUUAUAGAUUCCCAAGGAAAGGUAUGGAGCUCAGAGGAAGAUCUUCACAGAGUCAUAAUUGAUUAUUUUGAUUCUCUGUUCUUCUCUGACUGCCAAGAAGACAUGGAUAUGAUCUUGCAGCACAUUCAGCCUAGUGUAACACAGGAAAUGAAUGAGGAUCUUGUUCGUCCUAUUUCAGAGGAAGAACUUUACAGAGCUGUUCAUCAAAUGGCUAGAGAAAAGGCGCCAGGUCCUGAUGGUUUAAACCCAGGAUUUUAUCAAGAUCAUUGGCCUACCAUACGCUUAGCUGUGAUGAAGCGUAUGGGAUUUUCAGAGAUCUGGUGCAAAUGGAUUAUGAAGUGCAUAACUACAGUUACCUAUUCAGUCCUAGUGAAUGGUCAGCCAGUUGGAAAUAUUAUCCCACACAGGGGUAUUCACCAAAGUGAUCCCAUUUCACCUUAUUUGUAUUUGUUACGCACUGAAGGUCUCUCUGCAUUAAUUCAUAAAAGCAUCAAAUCAGGCACUCUUCAUGGUUUCAAAGCAAGUCGAACAGGUCCAGCAAUCUCACAUCUACUUUUUGCAGAUGACUCUCUGUUAUUCUGCAAAGCUACGGUGGAGGAAUGUUCAUCUUUACUCAAUAUUCUACACCAGUAUGAGAAAGUUUCAGGCAAGGAAGUUCUUCUCAAAUCAAUCAUUACAGCUAUCCCAGCCUAUAGUAUGUCGUGUUUCUUGCUGCCUAUGAGAAUCAUUAAGCAGAUUGAAAGGGCUAUGAGAGGCUUUUGGUGGUCUAGUUCUAAAGAUAAGCAUAAGAUUCCUUGGGUAGCAUGGAGGAAAAUAACCAACCCAAAGAAUGUUGGAGGACUGGCAAUAAGGGAUCUAAAAGAUUUCAAUGUUGCUUUACUUGCCAAACAGAGUUGGAGAUUGCUUCAACAACCCUUCUCACUCAUGGCAAGAGUCUUUAAAGCCAAAUAUUAUCCCAAGCAAAAUUUAUUUGAAGCAAAAGUAAAAAGCCAGUCUAGCUACGCCUGGAAAAGUAUUAGCCAAGGUACACAACUUCUUUCUUAUGGCCUUAAGUAUUUAGUAGGUAAUGGUACAACAAUUAAUGUUUGGAGGGAUCCAUGGCUGCCAUUAAACCCACAUAGACCAGCUCGAGGUCCUGGACAGUAUAUGUAUCCUCAUAUGAAAGUCGCUGAUUUGUUGCAACAUGGUGCAAAUGAUAUAAUAAAUUGGAUUUACACCAAAGAUGGUCUAUGCAGUCAAGUCAGGGUACCAGCUCCGUCAUAACUUGCGAAAGAAGAGAGUGAAUGCUGAUGAUACAUGUCAGAGAUGUGGAGAAGAUAUAGAGACUGUCAAUCAUCUCCUUUUCCACUAUAGAGUCAGCAGAGAGAUUUGGGAACACGCCCUUAACCAAUCUGCUCCAGAUGGAUCUUGGACUUCACCUACAGAAAAGGCAGGAAUAGGCUGGGUACUCUACAAUAAGAAUGCCCAAUUUAUUCUCAAUGGAAGGUCUGCAAUUAAUCCUAUGGCUACAUCGUUGGAAACUGAAGCUGAGGCGCUGAGAAUGGCCAUGAUACAUAUACAUAGACUGGGAUAUUAAAAUGUUAUGUUCUGUGGUGAUGCGCUCAAUUUAUUUGCUCGACUACAACAACCAAUGCUUCACCAUUCUUAUCAAGGACGAGAACAUUCAUCUUUGUCAACUCACGUGGUGGAUAUUAUGGCUCUUGCUGCAAAAUAUGAUCGUGUACGGUUUAUCAAAAUUCCUCGUGAACUUAAUUCUGUUGCUAAUCAAUUAGCUAAGGAUGCAAAAAUUAGGAAAUUAAACUUUGUAAUAUCAUGGUGUGAUGUAACUUAAGUUUUCAAUAUAAUGACAAGCUAAG